AAUGUCUAGAGUCAAACAAUCUUUAUGUAAAUUAUGUUUUUUACAAUGUCUAGAUGCAUAACAAUCUCCAAAUACAGGUAGAAUUUAGAAGAUUUCAGAAAAACUCUCUACUAUUUAGAUAGGAGUUGAGAAUGAAAGAUUUUAGAAAUUGGAAUAAGCUGAAUAACGUAUUUAAUAGGCUGAAGAUGCAUUUAAUGAGUUUUAGGAGUAAAUCUUUACUAAACUCAAUGGAUUACGAGAUUAAGUAUACUAUCUAUUAAAUUUAUUAACAGUUGGGUAAAUUAUACAAACAAGUGGAUGAUGACAAAAUGGCUAAAGAAUAAGCUAUUGAAGCCAAGAAUAGAGAUGUUUAAGCUUUAACAAAGAAGUUUGAAAAUGCUAUAGAGAACGAGUAACAAACAAAGAAGGAAGGAGAAGCAAAGAUUCUUAGAUUGACAGAAGAUAAAUCAGCCUUACUUAGAACAGAAGUAUAGAAAGAAACUGCUUAAAGAGUAGAUGCCAUAGAAGGUAUUCAUUAAGGAUUACAAAAUGAUUUGCCAAAGAUUUAAGAGGCCAUUCGAGAAGAAGCUAAUGAAAGAGAUGAAUCUGAUUAAAAUGUAAGGAGUAUUAUUUUAAUAUUUAGGUAAUGAAAUCAAUCACAGAUGAAUUAGUAAAAUUAAGUAAUUUGAUCAAUGUAGAGAAAAGGAAUAGAGAUGAAAGUGAAUAAUCAAUAUUUGAAAUGCUUAAGGAUAUAGUGAAUAGAGUCAAAGUAGAAUUAGAUUAAGAGAAAAGAACUAGAGAAUAAUCAGAAGAACAUUUACUUAGUUUAUUGGAAGAUACCUGUAAUAAAUUAAGUAUUGCAGCAAAUUUAUGAA
Paramecium pentaurelia is the source of this 854-nucleotide messenger RNA. The record is from the annotation of a GenBank genome assembly. Lineage: Eukaryota; Ciliophora; Oligohymenophorea; Peniculida; Parameciidae.